Electrophorus electricus (electric eel) is the source of this 6470-nucleotide messenger RNA. RefSeq names its product PVR cell adhesion molecule related 2 like (gene pvrl2l). Lineage: Eukaryota; Metazoa; Chordata; Actinopteri; Gymnotiformes; Gymnotidae. The record is from RefSeq and is a predicted model, not a curated record.
UCCACACUACACUUGCUGCAGCAAUGUUUAGUGGAAGAAGUCUCAGCCAUAGGCAAUAGUGUGUCAUCUUGCCUUCAGACGUUUUUGAUCUUCACGAACACACGAAGGACAUAACCUACCUUCGACUGGGGAGGGAUUUAGCUGUUUUUAUCGCUGCCAGUAGAUCGAGAAAACAAAACGCCGGUUCACGGGGCAAAAUUUAAUCUCUGUCUUGGAUUUGCCCUGUAUUCAUUAACCACUAUUUAUCGGUGACCGUCGCGAGAGGAUAAUUUAUGAUAAGGCAGUUUUUGAGGUUGAGGAUUGUGUUAUCGAACUGUGUAUAUUACAAGAAGAUUGUGAAACACUAUCAGUGGCUACGACUUUUAAAAUGAGGAACAGUUGGACGAUUGUUGUAUUUCUUCUUUGCAGUCAAGUUGUUCAGAGUCAGCGGGUGCGGGUGCUCCCCGAAGUGGAGGCCUACGCAAAUGAGUCCGUCAACCUGCACUGCGAAUUCACCAAUGCUGGAGCUACUAAACUCACACAGGUUUCAUGGAUCUUUGAAGCGACUGAGGGACAGAGGGAGAACAUAGCUGUUUAUCACCCCACGUACGGCCAGAGCUUCCCACAGUCAGCCUUCAAAGAUCGGGUGCAGUUCACCCAGCCUUCCCUUGAGAACCCCUCCAUUAAGAUCAACAAUGUGCGCAUGUCUGAUGCUGGCAAGUAUACCUGCGAGUAUGCAACCUAUCCGAGUGGAAAUGAGCAGGGCACCACCACCCUCAUUAUGCUUGCCAAGCCCAAAAACUCCGCCUCUCCGGUGGCAGCACAGGCCAGUGGCGGUAAGGUGGUAGUGGCACGGUGUGAGGCUGCGCAGGGCAAGCCUGCCGCCACCAUCACCUGGAUGACGAAUGCCGCUGGCGACUUCAACAUCACUUCGUACCCACAGCCGGAUGGCACGGUGACGGUCAGGAGUGAGUACCACAUGGCACCAAUGCCUGCCGACAACGGCCGCGACAUCACCUGCGUGAUCACCCAGCAAACGCAGAACCACCCACAGACCUUCACCAUAAAGCUCACUGUGCAAUACCCCCCCACUGUCAGGAUAGAGGGAUAUGAUGAUAACUGGUAUAUGGGUCGGACCGAUGCCAUGCUGAUCUGUCAUGCUGAUGCCAAUCCAGAGGUUGUUAAUGUUACAUGGGCAACGGUGUCGGGGAAGAUGCCACCCACAGUGAAGGUGGUUCAGAACAAGCUGCUAGUGCAGAAGGUGGAUGAGAGUGUGAACACCACCUUUAUCUGUGAAGCUAAGAACAGUCUGGGAUCCAGCAAGAACCAGCUCACUGCCAUGGUCACAGAAUUGACAGGGGACCCCUCCAGUGUGGGCGUAUUGGUAGGAGCCAUCCUCGGUAGCCUGCUAGCCCUCCUAUUGGUCAGUGCAUUGGUUGCUGUGCUAGUGAUGCGCAGCCAUCGGCAGCGGCACAGGUACUCAAGUGACGGCGAGCAGGGUUCCUACAGCAAUAAGGCCCGCCUCUUUACAGGCAAAAAGAUCAGCAACAAUGGCACAGGGGCCAAUAACAAUGGGCCCAUUUACACAUACUGUGAGAGUGAGGCAGGAGCUCUGGCCGAAAAGGGCAGCGAGUUCCCACAUGCACCAGCCAGCAUUCCUACUGCCCACAAGAUACUGCUGAGCUAUGAACUGGAUGAGGCUGAGCGACGCAAGUUUGCUGCCCUGAACGACAGUAUGAUGGAGGAGGAGGAGGAGGAGGAGGAGGACCAGGACCAGUAUGACGGUUUUGGAGGGCUGCCGCCCAGCUACCAUGUCCAACGGCACAAUGAUGUGUGCAGUAUGUAUGUGGAUGAUGACAUGGAGUCACAGAGGGACGGGUCCAUCAUCUCCCGGACCGCCAUCUAUGUCUGAGGGAACACCAAAUGGUUGUGAUGGUGAAGCUUUGUGGAGAUGUUAACCCUCUACCCAACCAGUUAGAAACACUUUCUGUUUUUCUGUCCUGAGACUUGAUGUAAGAGGAUGGAAUGGAGCUUCAAUGGUGAAAAUAGGCACAUGCUUCCUGUUUUAUGGAUAUAAGCACAUAAUACAACUGGGGGAGGGGGGUUGAAGAGGGGAUGAACAAUAAACAUGCUUGUCAUAGCAACUGUCAUUGUGUCUUUCAGUUGAACCAUUGCUGGAGAAGGACACAAAAGAUUAGUAUGAAGAAUUUGAUUGCUGUUCAUAGUCUGUUAUUUUCAUCUUUUGUCUUGGGAAUUCACCCAUUUCUGAUUUAUUCACUCAGAUGCCUAGUCAACUCCUUUCUGCAAUCCUGUUUUUUUUCUUUCUUUUUUUAAAGUUGAAGGCCUCAAUACACUCCAGAUUUAGUUCUCAGGGUUGUGUGGGCACCGAAGUCAUCAAUGCAGAUGCAAUGCUUUGGGGUCAAAUAAGUUGUCUGUUUCAUUAUCAGUCUGGUUAGGUUCUCAUCAACUGAUGUGCAGAGAUGAGCUGAUUUGUGUUGGCUGGGAUAAGAAUGGAUCAAGCUGCAGGCAGUGAUCUGCCAGGUCUUGGAGCCUUUGUUCUCAGCACUGCUGAUCCGCACCAGCUCUGGAGCUUUCACUUUCUGGUUGGACUUGCUUCUUUUAAGUUCCCCAUUUCCAAACAUGAUCAAUGUUUUAGCACUCAUUGUUUUAGCCACCCAACCCCAACAACCCCCCUCCACUACCCCUCAGCCACCCCGACUCUGCCCCCUUAACACCAUUCGCCAGCUGAGCAGUGUGUUCUGGGCUGUGUUUAAUUCAGAAGGCAGAGAGUCUUGUGCAUUAGCUGCUAAAGAGGCCUCGUUUGCUGACUAAUCCUGUUGUAUCCGAACCACAGAAAGCAAAUCCCCAAAAGCUGUAGUGGGCUAGACGUAGUAUGUGCAGCAUGACGCCAAACCCCAUGGAUGUGCCGAAGCACUCACUGAGGAAGUGAUUGAGUUUAAGUGGAAAAAAAAGCUUUGGUGAAUUCUCUACAAACAGAUGCCUUUUGAUUGUUAGGAGUUGCAAAGAUGACCAUAGAGGCAGGCAAACCUUGAUGAGAUACAGCAGAGCAGCUGUCAUUUGCCGUCUGUCUCAGGCGGGCUUCAUGGAUGGCUAGCUGUGCUCAGACUGACUUUAUCAUCAGUCAUUCAUCCUUGGUAUCUUUGCACAGAGCCCCAACUGAUAGGGGUUAGACUGAGACUUGCUGCUCUUGGUACACACACACACACACACACACACACACACACAGACACAAACAAACACUACAGCUGGGUUUAAAGUACAGAGAGGAUUUGGCCCAAAUUAAUUUGUUUUGCUGACACGUAACAUAUAUCUCAAAGGAUUUUUUUCACAUUUAAUCUGUGUGAUCUUUUCCAAUUGGAUCAGUGCCAAUUUCUUAUGCAGUUCUUGAUCAGAUAUCUGAUUCAUACCAAUGUAUGCCCAGAGAACUCAGAUUUGAUUUCAUGUUAUUUUUAUACAAUACAUUUCAUUGCCCAGGUGCCGAUGGGUGUUCAUUGCUGGUUCUUCUCCCAAACUCACACGGGAGGGCCACUAAUGGCAGCUAAAGCAGUAAUUGCUAUGCGUUUUGCACAUGUUCAUCUUCUUGCUCUAAUCCACUGCAGCUACCUUUCUAAAAAAAAUAGUAAAUUUUGCAAUGGACAUAUUUAUCCCCAUUUCAUGGUGGACAUUCAUUUCAUAGGUUCAUCUACAUAUAUUCAUGUCACUGGCUGACAUUCAUUUCAUAUGCCGACUGGUGGAUAUUCAUUUCAGUGUUCCAGUGGUGGACAUUCAUUUCCUUGAUUCACUAGUAGAAAUUCUUGAAAGGUUGGUACAUUUUGCUGUCUGUGGGUACAUUUAAGUCAUAUACCGGAUGUUUUUGUUUUUCCAAAUGGGCAUAUGUGGAUCCUUUCAGGCCAGAGGUCUGUUCACACAGUUGAAAGAUAUGGCUGACCGACAAAAAUGAAUGUGAACAGUCAAGGACAAAAGACAGGAUCUAAGCAAAUCAUCUGUCAUGUCCUGCAAUGCUAAAGUAGCAGCAUGUGUGCACAUACCGGUGCAGUGCCAACUUGAUGCUGCUCCUUUUAAUGUACUGUGAGGUCAUAUUGAGUACUAUUGGAACCCAGCGAGUGCAAAGACUGCAAGCUGAUGUAGCUUUGAAGAGCCAUUCACCUCCACUGCUGAAUUAGUUUCUUACUACCCCCAACAAGUCCCCUCCUGCUUGUGUCAUUGCACCUAUAAGUAUGACUGCAAAUGAGCUUUUCAGGAGCUGCUGGAACACUCAGUUGUUCAGGAUGAAAAUGCAGAAAGUGAAUUUGGACAAAUAUUGUAAAACAAUAACAGCUGAAGUUCUUUAAACAGUAAUGCUUUCUUUUUGAAGUUACCCAAGUAUUGAACAUGCCCCGGAUAUUCUGUGUAUUAAAGCAGACAGCAGCAGCUAAAACAUAGCUGACAGUCAAGCCACAUGAGUCUGACAAGAAGCAGAAAUGUUAGAACGGGCAUUUUUAAACUUUGUAACCUCAGUGUUGCCAAACAAAAGGUGUUUUUUUUCUGUUCAAAUGACUAAUUUUAGCAGUAUUUUUGAUUAAAUGUAUGGUUGAUUUUCCAAAAUAGUACAAAAUGUACGUUGUAUAACAGGUGUUGAUACAAUGUUCUCAUUUGCACAAUUUCAGGGUAAAACCAGAAUACACAGAAAAAAAUCAGUUACCAAGUAGGGUUUGUUCUGAAUAGCUACUAUAUUAAUCAAUGACUUUCUUGAAAUGUAAUAAUGUAUUUAUGUGAUGUGUAUUAACAGACAGUCAGAAGUCAAUGUAAGUGCCUACCUAUAUGUUUAAUUUGCUCACUUUCUAAAGACUUUUAUGAGAGCAAGGUUUUAAAAUUCAAGUUUAAAUCAGUAGAAAAUGCAUUGCAGGAUUCACUGCCUGCUUCCCAUCAAUAAUUUUAGGGGUAGAAAAAAGAGAGAUUGCCUGGUCUAGAGCAAUUUUCCCCAUAAUAAUACUGUACCCCAUAAUAAAAUUGCACCAUGGUAACAUGCAAGCCUAUUUGGAGGCCUUUUCUGAUGGAGCCAGCACAUGUGGGCUACUUAGCCAGUCCAGUGUGAUUUGCCAUUCAUUUGGCUUUGCUGACAGUAAUGUGUAUUGUGCUCUGUCAGAGUGCCACAUUUAGAGGAGAAUAAUACUGGUUUCAGUCAGAGCAAGACUAUAACAGAAUUUCUGUCUUUGGACUUUAUAAAUAAUGCAAGUGACACAAAACUGUUCAUAUCACAAAAUCAUCACUGCUUCUUCUUGUUUUGUUUUUGUUUUUUUAAACUGAAAUCUGUGAAAAGGUAUUGCUAUUAAUUAAUUGAGAUAACAGUUUCAUUUUGUGAGGUGUCUGUGGUGUGUAUCUUGAUGUGUGGUGUGCCUGUAUUUUAUAUACUGUGAAUGUAUUUACCAAGAAAUUAUUUGGGGGGGGAAAGGUUAUUUAUCAGUGCUGUAAAUUACAGCUGUGCUUUGGUCUGGCUGACACCAAAUGGGAGUAGGUGCAGAAAAAAAAUCAGAGCAGUUUUGAGUGACCUCAGACGCCUUGAUACAGGUGAUGUUCACAAACAGGUGGAAGGAUGAAGUGAGUUGGGCAUCCACAGUUGCGCCUGACAGACACUGCUCCGAAAAGUACAUGUCCUACAGAGAAAACACCCCUACAAAUGCAUUGUUUCAGUUAAAAUAAAUAUGUAUUACUUAACACUGACAUCACCUUAUAUAGAAUCUGAGCUGGGGGUUCCAGAAGACAGCCCCAUCCAGGUGUCCCGGUGAGUGGAGCAGCACCAUGGCAGAAGGCGUUGUGGUUUGCCAGUUCUGGAGCCGUUCCCUGCCCCUUCAGUCAUUUCAAAAGCAGGAGUGGAGCACAACAGCUCUGAUUCCUGUCCGCCUGUAAUCUCAAAAUAACCAAACAAAAGCCUUGAGACAAAAAAGCAACAUUUUACUUGCCAUAUCUCUCUAUCCCCCUUCUUACUUGUACAUAUUUUGAUUAAGUUUGAAAAAGCAUCACUAAUUUAUGCAAAUUCACAAUAAUCAUGUGUCAAAUGGCCAUGGUUCACCUGUGUUUAUUUUAGAUCUGUUGCAUUUUAUGUGCCAGGCCUCAUUUUUUCUUACUUUUUUACACGCAAUAUCUACAGAUUUAGAUCUUUAAUCUCUUCGACCCAUAAGAAAUGGUUUAACAGAUAUAAAAUAAUAAGCCUCUCUCACACUCACACUGUGAGUGAUUUGUACACUGUGUUUAAGAAAAAUGAACACAUUAACUUAAGUUUUGUCACAUUAUGUCACAUUAUUUUUGCAUUCUGCUUGUAAUUAAAAUUUGUUGGAUUUCUGUUACAUCAAAAUUGCAUUUGUGUUUAAAAUGACCCGUGGAUACAUUUUCCAGUUGUUUACCUUUAUUGGAUGUGAAACACUGAAAUGGAAUAUGAAAUUCUGUAAAAGCAGUUUGAGUUCAUUCACUUUUGACACAUCAGUAUUGCAUUU